UUUCAGUGCACGUUAUGGAGGCGGUGUACCCGCCAGCGGCGUCGGCGCUGGCACGCGGUCGGCGGGCGCGCCGCGGCGGCGUGCGCGCCAGGCAUCGCACCAUGCCUGUUACCUUCGCGGAGAUCAAAGAAGUGGACGAGGAGAACGAAGAGGAAGCAAGCACAGCGCCGCCAUCACGCGGCUCGGUCUCCAGCGAGCGGCGGCGCCCCGACGUGCUGGACGAGCGGCUCGGCCGGCAGUUCCUCGAGUUCCGGCGUCGGCGCAAGCGUGAUGCGCUACCCGAACCGCCGGAUGAGCCCGCUGCCGCCGCCGCCGCCGAGCUCGCGCCGCCGGCGUCUCGCGCCGGCUCCGAGCCUAUGGAGCCGCGCUGAUGGCUCGCACUAUCGAACUUUAAUAUUAAGCAGUUACGCUAUAUGGCCGAUAUUGACGAGAAUCAAUUAGUUUGUGGCUGUCUGACAUAGUAUUUUCAUACCCAGUUCCACCGAUGUUGAAUAGUUAUGAAUGAC
This is a messenger RNA of Cydia amplana, 506 nucleotides long. RefSeq lists its product as uncharacterized. The transcript has 2 exons. Lineage: Eukaryota; Metazoa; Arthropoda; Insecta; Lepidoptera; Tortricidae. The record is from RefSeq and is a predicted model, not a curated record. Bases 15 to 371 code for a protein of 118 amino acids.